Nematocida ausubeli is the source of this 1005-nucleotide messenger RNA. RefSeq lists its product as uncharacterized. The transcript has a single exon. The record is from RefSeq and is a predicted model, not a curated record. Gene Ontology annotation, cellular component: nucleus. The coding region runs from base 1 to 1005 and encodes 334 amino acids. Gene Ontology annotation, biological process: RNA processing. Lineage: Eukaryota; Fungi; Microsporidia. Gene Ontology annotation, molecular function: mRNA binding.
AUGGAGCAACGGGAACAAGUAAGGAAGCAAGUAGAGUAUUACAUGAGUGAUGCUAAUAUAGUGAGAGACGAGUAUUUGAAGAGAGUCAUGGCUAAGAAUGGGGGUUGGGUGCCCGUAUCUGUAAUGAAUGGCUUCAAGAGAAUGCAGGCAUUCGGGAUGAGUGAUGACGAAGUAAUGAGUGCACUGGAAGGGAGUGAGACUGUGACUGUAGACAAAGAGCAUGGAUUCCGGCGUGUUCAUGCAGUGCCCAGCUUGGAGCAGCACUGUGGAGAGGCCAGGACUGUUAUAAUUCGAGGCUUCCCCCUUACAUACACUUUAGAAGAUGUAGAGCGUGUUUUAGAAAGCAUAUCUGGGCGUGUAGCCCGCCUAGUCAUGCGAAGAGAUGCAAAGAAGAUGUUCAAGGGAUCCGUCUUUGCAGAGAUGCGAACUGAAGAGGACGUGGAUAUUAUAAAGGGAAUGCGUUUGCAUGCUGUAGAGUGCAGCACAGGCGGAGAAGGCAGUGCUGAAGAGUGCAAGCGAAAAGAGAAAGUGCCCACCAUUGUGGACAGUGGAAAAGAAGACACUGAUACCAAUGGCGCAGCAGCACCAGAGGAAGCCACAGACUCCACAGGAGGUGCCCGAAAGAAGGUCAUGCACGAGCUCACUAUAGAAGAUGCAGCAACCCACAUCACGAGGCAAAAGGACGCCCGCAAGGCAGCAAAAAAGAAGAAGGAAGAAGAGCGUGCAGCAGCCACCGUGCGUGCAUACGAAAGAAAACUCUUCAAAUACAGCAGCAGCACAGGAGACGUAUCGACUCUGAAAGUGUCCGACGUGAAGAACGUCCUAGCAGGCGCAGCAUUCGUGGAUGUACGCGGACAGGUUGUGCGAAUGAAGGAGGAGCACGAGUCUCUCCCAGCCAUAGAGGUAUGCGAAGUGAAAGUUGAGUUUGUGCCAAUGACCACAGAGGAGGUGGGCGUAUACUGCGCAGGUCUAAGCCUCGGACCAAAGGGCGUCCACAGAAGAUAG